AAUUAUAUAUAAAGCAUUUAUUGUUAGUUAAAUUUAGUUUUAAAGCAGUCAUUUUAACAACGAAGAAUCAAUUAUCUUAGUGAAAGCUAGGAUAUUUUAGAAUUCAUUGAAAAUUCACCUUGUGGAGUUAUAUAUUUUACGUUUGGUUCAAUUGUGGCUAUGUCAACGCUACCAGAAAAAAUUGAAAAAGCAUUCAAAGAAGCUAUUGCACAACUUCCACAAAGAGUCCUCUGGAAAUACGAAGGUGAAAUGAAAGAUAAACCAACCAAUGUGAUGACAAAAAAAUGGUUUCCACAACGAGAUAUCCUCUUGCACCCGAAAGUAAAAUUAUUUAUUAGUCACGGUGGUAUUUCGGGAAUGUAUGAAGCUGUUGAUGCAGGCAUCCCAGUGCUUGGUUUUCCUAUAUUUUAUGACCAACCAAGAAAUAUGGCGAACUUAGUUGAUAUUGGAAUGGCAAUUAGCAUGGAUUUGUUUUCAGUUACAAAAGAAACCUUAUUUGAUGCUAUCAAUAAAAUAAUAAAUGAUGAAACGUAUACGAAAAAUGCUAAAGAAAUAUCUAUUCAAUUCAAAGACCGACACAUGUCUCCAGCUGAAACGGUAGUUUAUUGGACUAACUAUGUCAUACGACACAAAGGUGCGCCUCAUUUAAAAUUACAAGCUUUAAAACUGUCAUGGUAUCAGUUUUUCUUAUUGGAUGUUAUAUCUGUAAUAGUUUUUCCAUUAUUAUUUAUUUUGUAUAUCUUAUUCAAGUUAAAUAGAAUUUUUUUCCGAGAUAUUAAGAAAUUUUUUAAAAUAAAACAAAACUGACAAUUUAAUGUUAAAAUGUUGUU
Messenger RNA from Daktulosphaira vitifoliae (grape phylloxera), 830 nucleotides. Its product is annotated as UDP-glucosyltransferase 2-like. The coding region runs from base 160 to 807 and encodes 215 amino acids. The record is from RefSeq and is a predicted model, not a curated record. The transcript is spliced from 4 exons. NCBI's taxonomy places the organism in Eukaryota, Metazoa, Arthropoda, Insecta, Hemiptera, Phylloxeridae. Gene Ontology annotation, molecular function: UDP-glycosyltransferase activity.